AUUUAUACUUCAUACGCAUAUUUCUUACUUUAAUUUAUAAAAUUUAUACCGUGAAAUGUUGAUUCUUCUGCAAGCAUUGCAGUUUAAGUUGAGUCGUUGUGGAGAUACAACGAAAUCUUGUCGACGCACUAUCAAAAUUAAGCAGAGUUAAAUUUACAUCAACAUUAAUGAUACAGAAUAACGUCGAUUUAUACACAUAACAUACAUAUUUUCUGUAAACAAAGAUAAUUGAAAGCUUAAAAAAUGCCGCUAGAUACCGAAAGCACUGCACUCUUGAGCAAAGAACAACUCAAAUCUAACAGUUACAACAAUGGACACUAUCCGAAACACAAAUCGAAAUCGCAUUCGCAUUACAUCGACGUUCUGGAGAAACCGCUAUAUAACGAUUAUGCAUCCAUAUUAGCGAAGGAUGAAUACACUUUCCCUUGCAGCUUCUCCGCUAGCCUAAGUCUGGAAGAACUGCUGCCCUUUAUCGACGAUCCAUGGUGGCAAAAACUGCGGCGUACACUCUUCUGCACAUUCUGCUUGGUGUUUUGGUUGAUUUUAUUCACCGGCUGUACGCUUGCCUACAUGGAACGUAAUAAACAAUGUGUCAUCUCGAUCGCAAGUGCAACAACACCAACUAAUACGAGUACGAUGGCAGCUGCAACUCUGCAGAGGAUUUAAAGCUGAAAAACGAAGCCGACUGAAUACUAAAGAAAGAAGUAAAACGGAAGAUUUUAGUGUAAACUUCUAAUUUGGAACUGAGAUGCGAAGUUUUCUGCUUUAUGAUUAUUCAUGUUUAAUUUGAAAAGUGUUUGUCAUAACUUAUCAAAGUCGCAUACCUAUUUUUACACCUAAUUAACAGUGAAAUCAUUAUUAGGGUGUGGAAAGGUAGCUUUUCUGAAAGAUGAAGAGAAUAUUAUGGUUAACGUCAGCUCAAAUUUUGAAUUGCUUAGUUCAAACAUUUAAUACAUUACAAUUUUUGGUAUUAUAUAAACUUUGAAAGCACUUUUUAUAAAAAUAUCAAGUCAGAAAAUAUAUCAUAAUACAAUGUAUUGGAUUAUCG
Molecule: messenger RNA, 1048 nt
Organism: Bactrocera oleae (olive fruit fly)
Lineage: Eukaryota; Metazoa; Arthropoda; Insecta; Diptera; Tephritidae
Source: RefSeq, a predicted model, not a curated record